This is a messenger RNA of Cryptomeria japonica (Japanese cedar), 1910 nucleotides long. Its product is annotated as S-adenosylmethionine synthase 2. Lineage: Eukaryota; Viridiplantae; Streptophyta; Pinopsida; Cupressales; Cupressaceae. Gene Ontology annotation, molecular function: ATP binding; methionine adenosyltransferase activity. Gene Ontology annotation, biological process: S-adenosylmethionine biosynthetic process. The record is from RefSeq and is a predicted model, not a curated record. The transcript has 2 exons. Bases 468 to 1649 code for a protein of 393 amino acids. Gene Ontology annotation, cellular component: cytosol.
UUCUCAUUAAAAAAUUUGUCACCGACAAAUUCUGCGAUUUUUUUGCGAACUCCAACAUCGCUACAGAAGGUGUGAUGAUCAAAUUUCAAUGGAAAGAAGAAAGCCGGCGGUCAAAAUUCUAAUUAACCGGCGGUUGAAUUUGAGCCGGUGAAUUCAUACCGCGUGCGAAUUACGAAGUUGAGCAGGAAGAAAAAGGUAGAAUUAUACAGCAUUGAUGCUGAUGUGGCCAAGCAGCCCGAGCCGUUCGAUCGGUGGGAGCGACGGACGGGCCAGAUUUUUGAUCUACAUCUGUCGUUUGUAAUGCCCUUUAAAUUCCCGCAACGGAAGGAGAGAAGAUGUGCAUUGCAGUUUGACGGUAGAGAAGAGGGCGAACUUGAGCUACAAAUCUCUUCCCAACUCUGCAUUUUCCUUUCUCUUUGCUACUGCCUUGCUCUCUUGGGGAUUCGGAGCAACUGCAUCUGCACCAGAUGGAAACUUUUCUAUUUACUUCCGAGUCUGUGAACGAGGGACACCCAGAUAAGCUGUGCGAUCAAAUUUCUGAUGCAGUCUUGGAUGCCUGCCUGGAGCAGGAUCCUGAAAGCAAGGUAGCAUGCGAGACCUGCACCAAGACUAACAUGGUUAUGGUGUUCGGUGAAAUUACCACCAAGGCCAAUGUAGAUUAUGAGCAGAUUGUACGCAAGACCUGCAGAGAAAUUGGCUUCAUCUCUGAUGAUGUGGGUCUGGAUGCUGACAACUGCAAGGUGCUGGUGAACAUUGAACAGCAGAGCCCUGACAUUGCUCAGGGUGUUCACGGACAUCUUACCAAGAGGCCCGAGGAGAUUGGAGCUGGUGACCAGGGUCACAUGUUUGGCUAUGCCACUGAUGAGACCCCUGAGCUCAUGCCUCUCACUCAUGUCUUGGCCACUAAGCUUGGUGCAAAGCUUACCGAGGUCAGAAAGAAUGGUACUUGCCCCUGGUUGAGGCCUGAUGGCAAAACCCAGGUCACUAUUGAGUACAGAAAUGAAGGAGGCGCCAUGGUUCCUGAACGUGUGCACACUGUUCUCAUAUCCACUCAGCAUGAUGAGACAGUCACCAAUGACCAAAUUGCAGCUGAUCUCAAGGAGCAUGUCAUUAAACCUGUGAUACCAGAGAAGUAUCUUGAUGAGAACACCAUCUUCCACUUGAACCCAUCAGGGAGGUUUGUGAUUGGAGGGCCCCAUGGAGAUGCAGGCCUUACUGGUAGGAAGAUUAUUAUUGACACAUAUGGAGGGUGGGGAGCUCAUGGAGGAGGGGCAUUCUCUGGCAAGGAUCCAACCAAGGUGGAUCGCAGUGGAGCAUAUAUAGUUAGACAGGCUGCCAAGAGUGUUGUAGCAGCUGGGCUUGCAAGGCGAUGCCUUGUGCAGGUUUCUUAUGCCAUUGGCGUGCCAGAGCCUCUCUCUGUUUUUGUGGACACCUAUACCACAGGCAGGAUCCCUGACAAAGAAAUCCUCAACAUUAUUAAGGAGACCUUUGAUUUCAGACCUGGCAUGAUUGCAAUCAACCUUGAUUUGAAGAGGGGUGGAAAUGGAAGGUUCCAAAAGACUGCUGCCUAUGGCCACUUUGGGAGAGAUGACCCUGACUUCACCUGGGAAAUUGUUAAGCCCCUCAAGGUAGACAAAGUUGAAGCUUGAUGCGGUCUCCCUUGGCAAUAAGUUCAGUGUUUUCUAGUAGUAUGCUAUUUGAUUGUGUUGCAUUGUAAUUUUAGCUCUUGACUAAUAACUGAAAGAGAUUGUAGUUGCUGAUGUUGCAUUCCACGCCUUUAAUUAUCCUCUGAAAGUACUGUUUUAGCAUUUUUCCUCUUCAUUCAGCGGCAAUGGAGGCCCUAAAUUGAAUGGCUGUGUGACCGCAUUUUGGCAUUUUUGCUGCAAAAUACAAUUAAAUUUUCAAGUAGA